CGGCACUACAUUGUGGAGUGCGGAAGAAGACCUAGGCCGGAUCCCCUUCCACACCCUGCUUGUGUGUUGGCUGAAUGGAGGAGGAGAGACUCUUCCUGGUGAAUAAACAGUGACAGCUAUAGGGCAGAUACUGAUACCCAUUUCACACCACGGGCACACACCUUAUCCUUUACGCUUAGACAACACAAAAAUGGCUUCUGACAGUAAACACAUCGCCGCAAUGAAAUCUGAGCUGUACUUCCUAAUAGCCCGAUUUUUGGAAGCAGGACCCUGUCAAAAUGCAGCCGAGGUCCUGAUUAAAGAAGUGGAGGAGAAGGAGCUCCUGCCGAAAAGAAUUGACUGGACGGGGAAGGAACAUCCCGGGACUUACGAAAAUUUGGUUAAGAUUUACAGACAUAUAGCACCAGAUCAUCUGCUGCAGGUAUGCCGAUGUAUUGGCCCUCUUUUGGAAAAAGAGGUUCCAGCAAGUGUUCCUGGAGUGCAGUCUUUACUUGGAGCUGGACGACAGUCUCUUCUUCGCACCAAUAAAAGUUGUAAGCAUGUUGUGUGGAAAGGAACUGCUUUGGCAGCCCUACAUUGUGGAAGGCCUCCAGAGCCACCACUAAAUUAUGGAAGACCAGCAAAUAUAGCGGAAACUAUUUUUGGAAGAAAGCUUAAUGGAAGUUACAGACUUGGGCAGCUAGUUCCAACUGCUGUUUACCAGCAUAUGAAGAUGCAUAAACGAAUUUUAGGGCACCUGUCUUCAGUCUACUGCAUUACUUUUGACCGUACUGGCAGGAGAAUUUUUACAGGCUCAGAUGACUGUUUAGUAAAAAUUUGGGCAACAGAUGAUGGCCGGUUGUUAGCCACUUUGAGAGGACAUGCCGCUGAGAUCUCUGACAUGGCUGUUAACUAUGAGAACACCAUGAUUGCUGCAGGCAGCUGUGAUAAAAUGAUCAGAGUAUGGUGUCUUCAGACCUGUGCACCACUUGCUGUUCUUGAAGGACAUGGGGCAUCUAUCACAUCAUUGCAGUUUUCUCCAUUGUGUUGUGGCUCGAAAAGAUUUCUUUCUUCUACUGGGGCAGAUGGAUCCAUUUGCUUCUGGCAGUGGGAUUCCAGGACAUUAAAAUUUAGUCAGCGGCCAAGUAAAUUUACAGAGAGGCCCAGGCCAGGCGUCCAGAUGAUUUGUUCUUCAUUCAGUGCUGGUGGAAUGUUUUUGGCAACAGGCAGCACAGAUCACAUUAUCAGAGUGUAUUUCUUCGGCUCUGGGCAGCCUGAGAAAAUUUCAGAAUUGGAAUCACAUACUGAUAAAGUUGAUAGCAUACAGUUCUCCAACACUGGUGACAGGUUUGUAAGUGGAAGCCGUGAUGGAACAGCCCGCAUCUGGCAACUUCAUCAACAAGAGUGGAGAAGUAUCUUGUUAGACAUGGCUACCAAACUGUCUGGAAAUAACCCACAAGGAAUGGAAGACAAAGUGACAAAACUAAAAGUCACAAUGGUGGCAUGGGAUUGUCAUGACAAUACUGUUAUUACAGCAGUCAAUAAUCUGACACUAAAGGUUUGGAAUUCUUACACUGGGCAACUUAUACAUGUUCUGAUGGGCCAUGAAGAUGAAGUGUUUGUUCUUGAACCUCAUCCAUUUGAUUCUAGAUUGCUGUUUUCUGCUGGCCAUGAUGGCAAUGCUAUUGCAUGGGAUCUUUCUAGAGGCAUCAAAAUUCGUUCUUACUUCAAUAUGAUUGAAGGACAGGGCCAUGGUGCUCUGUUUGAUUGCAAGUGCUCUCCUGAUGGACAACACUUUGCAUGCACAGACUCUCAUGGGCAUCUUCUUAUUUUUGGGUUUGGCUCGAGCAGUAAAUAUGACAAGAUUGCUGAUCAAAUGUUCUUCCACACUGAUUACCGUCCACUUAUACGUGAUGCCAACAACUAUGUUUUAGAUGAACAAACCCAACAGGCGCCACAUUUGAUGCCUCCUCCAUUUCUGGUAGAUGUUGAUGGAAAUCCUCACCCUUCUAAAUAUCAAAGACUGGUUCCAGGACGGGAGAAUUGUAGAGAUGAACAGCUUAUACCCCAGAUGGGUGUUACUUCCUCAGGUUUGAAUCAGGUUGUCAGUCAGCAAUCAAAUGAUGGCUCUAGUCCUCUAGAUACCAUGAUCCUACGCUUGCAACAAGAGCAAGAUCAAAGAAUGUCUGGUGAUGCUGGAAGCAGUGGGUUGAACAGGGGAAGCAGAGGAUCAUUAAGCUCUCCUGCAGAAGUUCACUCGCCUCCUAAUGUUGGGUUACGACGGAGUGGACAAAUAGAAGGGGUUCGACAGAUGCAUAGCAAUGCACCCAGGAGUGAAAUUGCAACAGAAAGAGAUCUUGUGGCUUGGAGUCGGAGAGUUUUAGUGCCAGAGUUACCUCCAGGUAUAUCCAGCAAGCAAGAAAGAUGGAGGACUGCCAAAGGUGAAGAAGAAAUAACCAUAUACAGAUCAGAGAAGAAAAAAAGAUCUGGUACAAGUAGUGCUAAUAGGGAAUCUAAGAACCAUUAUGAGUCAUUUAAUGAUACUGGAGAAAUGAGGAAGCUGCAGACAAAUCAGCAUAACUACCAUACAAGAGCAGCAGUUGAGGAAACAUUAAGACAUGGAGAUACUGCUGAGGAAGAGAAUAGCUCUUCAGAGGAGACUGAAACACGUCCUGCAAGUGCUGAAACAUCAGAGGAAGAAGCAUGGCCAAGUGACAGCAGCAGCUCAAGUGACUACUCAAGCGAUUAUUCUGAUUGGACUGCAGAUGCUGGCAUCAACCUUCAACCACCAAAGAAAGCAGUCAGACACAAAAAAAAGAAAAGUGCAAGCAGUUCAGAAGAGGAUGGGGAGAAGAAGAAAGAGAAAGAAAGCAAAAAAGAGAAGAGAAGAGAAAAGCGAGAGAAAGAUGGUGCCUUACCAAAGAAGAAGAAACCAAAGGAAAAAAAACGAAAAAGAUUACCAACUGGAGAAUUUCAGGAUCAAGGGCUGACAUUGGAAGAAUGGCUGCCUUCGUCAUGGAUUACAGAUACAGUUCCAAGGAGAUGCCCUUUCAUACCACAGAUGGGGGAUGAGGUGUAUUAUUUCCGUCAGGGCCAUGAAGCAUAUGUGGAAAUGGCUCAGAAAAACAAGAUUUACAGUAUUAACCCUAAAAAGCAGCCCUGGCACAAAAUGGAGUUGCGGGAGCAAGAAUUAAUGAAGAUUGUUGGCAUAAAAUAUGAAGUGGGACUUCCUACGCUUUGCUGUCUGAAAUUGGCUUUCCUUGACCCUGAUACUGGUAAACUUACUGGAGGAACUUUUUCAAUGAAAUACCAUGAUAUGCCAGAUGUUAUUGACUUCUUAGUUCUUAGGCAGCAAUUUGAUGAGGCAAGGAAUCGCCAGUGGACAAUAGGGGAUCGCUUCCGGUCUGUGAUUGAUGAUGCCUGGUGGUUUGGAACAAUUGAAAGCCAAGAACCAUUCCAGUCUCAGUAUCCAGAUAGUUUAUUCCAGUGUUACAAUGUCUGUUGGGACAAUGGAGAUACAGAAAAAAUGAGUCCUUGGGAUAUGGAAAUAAUUCCCAAUGAUGCGGUUUUUCCAGAUGAAUUGGGUUUGAGUGUACCACUAACUGAAGAGGAGCACCGGCAGCUACUGUAUAAACCAUUAGAAGGAGAAUGGGGUUCCCGAACUAGAGAUCAGGAAUGUGAAAGGAUCAUUGUAGGAAUCAACCAAUUAAUGACACUAGAUAUUGCAGCUCCAUUUGUUUCUCCUGUGGAUCUUUUGGCAUAUCCUACAUACUGCACUGUAGUGGCAUACCUCACUGACCUUAGUACAAUAAAAGAAAGACUGGAAAAUAGAUUUUACAGGCGUAUGCUGUCUUUAAUGUGGGAAGUCCGAUAUAUUGAACACAACGCACAGACUUUCAAUGAGCCAGGAACCCCUAUAGUAAAAACAGCCAAGUUUGUUUCAGACCUAAUGCUGCAGUUUAUCAAAGACCAAAGCUGCACUGAUAUCAUUCCACUCUACCGUAACAUGAAAAAGAAAACCUUCUCAGACUCUGAAGAAGAGGAUGAAGAUGAUGAUACUGAUGCUCCGGGCACUUCAGCUAAGAAAAAGAAGGAACAUAAACCUAUAAGAAAACUACGAAACAAAGCCCAGCCGUAUGACAUCAAUGCUUGGAAGACACAGUGCAAAGAAUUGCUUGAUUUAAUAUUUCAAUGUGAGGAUUCUGAACCAUUUAGGCAACCAGUUGACUUGGAAGAAUAUCCGGAUUAUAGGGACAUCAUUGACACUCCAAUGGAUUUUGGUACAGUAAGAAACAAACUUAAUUGUGGAAAUUAUGAAUCACCAACAGACCUUUGCAAAGAUGUGAGGCUCAUAUUUAGUAAUUCUAAGGCAUACACCCCCAGCAAAAAGUCAAGGAUUUACAGCAUGAGCUUACGUCUUUCUGCUCUGUUUGAAGAACAUAUUAGUGUUAUCCUCUCUGACUAUAAAUCCGCCCAACGAUUUCAAGCAGCAAAUAAGCUAACAAGGCAAAGGAAGAGAGGAAGAAGAAGAAGCUCAUCUCAUUCCAGUAGUGCUACAUCAAGUCCUGAAAGGAAGCGUAGGUCCGUGAAAGUGCCCCUGAAGCCAGAGCCUUCUACCUCAUCUCAAUCUCCAGCAGCCUCACGUCCAGCUACUUUACGUAAUGUUACACCCAAACUGCCAGCUACUCAGUUGAAUGGGAAGACUGUGGACACUGCAGCAAUAAUACGCACAAGGAGUGCCAGACGUUUUGGCAGUUCUUUUGAUGCAGAACAAGCUUUAGCAUCCUCUGUAGCUAAAUCAUCUGCUUCAAAAAAUAAUGCAACACUUAGUGUCCAUCGCAAACCAGUAAUGGAAAAUCUCAACAAGCACCUGAAGUCCCCAAGCACUGCAUCCAGUCCAAGCAUUUUUGGUGAACAGCAGAAUAACAGACGUUCCUCUACUCCAGAGACUGUUGGAAGAAAAAAGAAAAUAACCCGAAAAUUGAAAAUGCCAUUAAAUCAAUCACAGAUGAAUUCAAGAGUGAAUGAGAGGAUGGAGAACAUUGUACAGCUCAAUGGACACAGUAAACAUAUACCAAAUUCUGUUGCCAAAAGAGGCCGAAAACCAAAAGCAGAGACUAUUGCAAAUAAGGAACAGGCUGUCCAAUCAGAGCCAAUUGUGAAGCCACCAGGCAAGAAACGAGGACGCAAAAGCAAACAAGAAUUAGAGGCUUUGCGUGCUAGUAGACUUCAGAGUACAACAGAGGAAGAGAAGGACCAUUCUGUUUCAGAUGAGGCUGGUACGUCUUCUGCUGGAUUUGAUGUUAAUAUGAAUCAAGGGCAUUUGCAAAAACCUAAGUCACGCCGUGGAAGGAAACCAAAAAGCAUGAAAAAAUUACCAUCUCCCCCUCCCAUGCCACCUGCUAUGAACCCAAAGAUGCAGACAAGAAGUAGCAAAAAGCAGACUGAGCAGUCUGUGGGUUUUACAGGGGAGACAUUAAGAACUGAGGUUGAAGCCAUUGAGCAGAACAAUGAUAGUGAAGAGAAAGGUGUCAAAUUUCCCAUGAAGACCAGAAAUCAGGGUCGAAGGACAGCAUUUUACAAUGAGGAAGACUCUGAGGAAGAGCAGCGGCAACUCCUGUUUGAAGAUUCUUCUUUGACUUUUGGGACUUCCAGUAAGGGACGUGUUCGUAAGCUGACUGAAAAGGCAAAAGCGAAUCUAAUUGGCUGGUAAAUGGGACAAAAGAAAACCUGCAACCUUUAUAAAA
Erpetoichthys calabaricus (reedfish) is the source of this 5726-nucleotide messenger RNA. RefSeq names its product pleckstrin homology domain interacting protein (gene phip). Gene Ontology annotation, molecular function: protein binding. Gene Ontology annotation, biological process: regulation of transcription by RNA polymerase II; cytoskeleton organization; regulation of cell shape. The record is from RefSeq and is a predicted model, not a curated record. The transcript has 40 exons. NCBI's taxonomy places the organism in Eukaryota, Metazoa, Chordata, Cladistia, Polypteriformes, Polypteridae. Bases 191 to 5692 code for a protein of 1833 amino acids. Gene Ontology annotation, cellular component: nucleus.